CAUGGCCCAUAUAGCAUGUCCACACAUAUGAGACUGGAGGAGCACCGCAAUUCAGAUCUGCAGAGACAGAGAAACAACGAACCGAACGAAGUAGCCUAUAAAUUCGACGUGAAAUUCAUUAUACUCACCAGAAGCUGUUUGUUUGUGACCAAGACAGGACCUCCAAAGUACAUUAUGAAGUUGGCAAUUUUGGCUCUCACCCUGAGCAUUAUCAUUGGGGACAGUUCUGCUCAUGACAGUUACUCGGGAUCAUGCCCGGACUUUUCCCCCAUGCCAGGAUUUGAUUGGGACAAGUUCAGAGAGGGUCGUUGGUAUGCAAUGGAGAAAUUCGGUACCACCCAAUCCAAGUGUUUUACAUAUGAUUUUGGAGUAGACGAAGAUGGUUUCAAGUUUGUGGAACAAAAUUCAGUUCUCACCGGUCUCAAAAGGUUCUCCAUCGAUAACAAAUACAGAUAUCGUGGUCGAUUGGCAUCGCCCAGCCGAGCCGAGCCGGGUAGAAUGAUUGUCAGAUUCCCUCUGAAUAUUCUGGGUUCGGCCUCGUUCAACGUUAUGGAUACUGAUUACGACAAAUAUGCCUUGUUAUGCACUUGUCAAGCCAAAAGUCUACUUCUGCUGUCAUUUCACCGACGAUCCUGUACCAUUCUCCAAAGAGAACCGAUUCCCGACGCCGAAAUCUCCAAGAAACUCCACGAUCUCCUGAAUGCUAAGGUUGAAGUGUCUGGUGAAUCCGAACUACCAGACCAUGAUUUCGAUCUCGUUGAUCACAGCAACUGCGAUUACUCUGACCGAGAAAAGGGCCUGCAAAUCGACGUGGACAAAAUUCUAGGCCUAGCCGGCGAUGAGAUUGAGGGAGGCAUUGCCAAAGCUGUUGAUGAACUCGGAGGCGGAUUUUUUGGCGAAGGUGAUAGAGAAGAGUUGAAUGGUGACCUGAAUAAAAACCUGCCGCUUAAAGAAGAGGAACCAAGGGUCUAACUAACUCGUAGAUCCAGCACCCACAGUACAUAAUAAUAUCAAUCAAGGAGAGUUCAAAUCCUUCAAUGUUGUGAUUGCCCUAUAAUUGGUCUUUGUUCUACUAAAUUUCACUCUGCUCCUAAUAAAUAAUUCACGAAUAA
This is a messenger RNA of Tigriopus californicus, 1112 nucleotides long. RefSeq names its product apolipoprotein D-like. Bases 16 to 972 code for a protein of 318 amino acids. The transcript has 5 exons. The record is from RefSeq and is a predicted model, not a curated record. NCBI's taxonomy places the organism in Eukaryota, Metazoa, Arthropoda, Copepoda, Harpacticoida, Harpacticidae.